This is a messenger RNA of Budorcas taxicolor (takin), 3745 nucleotides long. It is a transcript of the gene SLC20A2, whose product is annotated as solute carrier family 20 member 2. The record is from RefSeq and is a predicted model, not a curated record. Gene Ontology annotation, cellular component: membrane. Gene Ontology annotation, biological process: phosphate ion transmembrane transport. Gene Ontology annotation, molecular function: phosphate transmembrane transporter activity. Lineage: Eukaryota; Metazoa; Chordata; Mammalia; Artiodactyla; Bovidae. The transcript is spliced from 11 exons. Bases 484 to 2421 code for a protein of 645 amino acids.
GUGCAGAUCAGCGAGUUCCUGCGGGCUGCGCCGGUGCGGUUAAUUUUAGCCGGGGGUUUGUUCUAUGAGUUGUAAAACUGUUUACCCGAGUAGAAGUUAGUAAGCUGAAAUGUGACUUCUCGGCCAGUGUGAGAGAAGCCUACUUUAGACUCAGACUGUGUUGGCGAUCCGGAGAACGGUCUCUGAAGGAUUGCAGUUCCCAUCUCCUUUGAAAGUUCUUGAGGAGCCCUCACAGCUUCCCCAGAUCAGGAGGGAAAAUAUGGAAUGUGUUUUACCGCUGACUGAACACAACCCAAUGAACUGUCCUGACAGUAGCUUGAAAACCAGCAGUUAGCAGUUUGUGCAGCCCCAACAUCACCCGGCACUUUCCAGAGCAGAUUCACUGUUUACAGAAACUCUCAGCCUCACGCCCCGUAGAACCUCAGGCUCGGCCGAUUUUAGAGAUUUCCGCACAAGAAAAGCACCCAGCGCCCCGCGUCCACAAUGGCGAUGGACGAGUACCUGUGGAUGGUCAUCUUGGGUUUUAUCAUAGCUUUUAUCUUGGCAUUUUCUGUGGGUGCCAAUGACGUUGCCAAUUCGUUUGGUACCGCCGUGGGCUCGGGCGUGGUGACCUUGAGGCAGGCCUGUAUCCUGGCUUCCAUCUUCGAAACCACCGGCUCGGUGUUGCUGGGGGCCAAAGUCGGAGAGACCAUCCGGAAGGGCAUCAUCGAUGUGAACCUGUACAACAACACCGUGGAGACGCUCAUGGCCGGGGAGGUCAGUGCCAUGGUUGGCUCAGCUGUCUGGCAGCUCAUCGCAUCCUUCCUGAGGCUCCCAAUCUCGGGGACUCACUGUAUCGUCGGGGCCACCAUAGGGUUCUCCCUCGUCGCAAUUGGUACCCAAGGUGUGCAGUGGAUGGAGCUGGUCAAGAUCGUUGCUUCUUGGUUUAUAUCUCCACUGUUGUCUGGUUUCAUGUCUGGCGUGCUGUUUGUACUGAUCAGAAUGUUCAUCUUAAAAAAGGAGGACCCCGUUCCCAACGGCCUCCGGGCGCUUCCCGUAUUCUACGCCGCCACCAUCGCCAUCAAUGUCUUCUCCAUCAUGUACACCGGAGCCCCAGUGAUGGGCCUGGUCCUCCCCAUGUGGGCGAUUGCCCUCAUCUCCUUCGGGGUCGCGCUGCUAUUUGCCCUCUUCGUGUGGCUCUUUGUGUGUCCGUGGAUGCGGAGGAAGAUAACAGGCAAAUUACAAAAAGAAGGUGCUUUAUCGAGAGCCUCUGAUGAAAGUCUCAAUAAAAUUCAGGAAGUGGAGUCUCCAGUAUUUAAAGAGCUGCCAGGUGCCAAGGCUCACGACGACAGCACUGUCCCCCUCACGGGCUCAGCUGCGGAGCCCUCAGGGACCUCAGAAAGCAUGUCAGGGGGUCACCACCCCCGGGCCCCAUAUGGCCGGGCACUGUCCAUGACGCACGGCACCACCAAGUCGCCUGUGUCCAACGGGACCUUCGGCUUCGACGGCACGGCGCGGGCCGAUGGCCACGUGUACCACACGGUGCACAAGGACUCGGGGCUCUACAAGGACCUGCUACACCGCAUCCGCGAUGAGCGGCCGGCCGACGGGGCCCCGCGGCAGCUGCGGCGCAACAACAGCUACACGUGCUACACGGCGGCCAUCUGUGGGCUGCCCGGCCUGGCCACACGCCGCGGCGACACGCCCGCGCCCGAGGACAGCGAGAAGCUGGUGGCCGACGCCGUGGCCUACUCGCGCCGCCGGCUGCGCUACGACAGCUACUCCAGCUACUGCAACGCCGUGGCCGAGGCGGAGAUCGAGGCCGAGGAGGGCGGCGUCGAGGUCCGGCUGGCGCCCCCACUGGCCGAGCCCGAGCCGCCGCGCGACGACCCGGUGGACGAGGAGAAGGAGGAGAAGGACUCCGCCGAGGUGCACCUACUUUUCCACUUCCUGCAGGUCCUCACCGCCUGCUUCGGCUCCUUCGCGCACGGAGGAAACGACGUGAGUAAUGCCAUCGGGCCCCUGGUGGCUCUGUGGCUGAUUUAUGAACAAGGUGCGGUCCUACAAGAAGCCGCGACUCCCGUCUGGCUGCUGUUUUAUGGAGGGGUUGGAAUUUGUACGGGCCUCUGGGUGUGGGGGAGACGAGUGAUCCAGACCAUGGGGAAAGACCUCACCCCCAUCACGCCGUCCAGCGGCUUCACCAUCGAGCUGGCCUCGGCCUUCACCGUGGUCAUCGCCUCCAACAUCGGGCUGCCAGUCAGCACCACGCACUGCAAGGUGGGCUCGGUGGUGGCGGUGGGCUGGAUCCGCUCGCGGAAGGCCGUGGACUGGCGCCUCUUCCGCAACAUCUUCGUGGCCUGGUUCGUGACGGUGCCCGUGGCCGGGCUGUUCAGUGCUGCUAUCAUGGCUCUCCUCAUACACGGGAUCCUUCCGUUCGUGUGAUCGCUCCUCGGCGGCCAGCAAACGAGGGAUGGUCCGGGGCGUGUGCGUGGGUGGUGUGGGCUCACAAGCACACGCCGUGCCCACGCACGGGCUGUCCCCUGGCCAGCGCCUCCACGCCCCUCUCAGAUGUUCCAGACCACACUGUCCACCUAGGCGUAGAGUCAUCGUCCAGAGCUAACUACUGUACAUAAUACUGUGCGUUCAACUGGUAUCGUGGUGACAUAACAUGGUGCGGUUACUUAUAUAUUAAAUAUAUAUUGUAUACAUAGAAUAAUAGCUAGUAUUAUUUCAGACAUGCUCGAGAUGGGAGUGGAGCUACCUGCCUAGAUUUCAAUAUUCAACAAAUCUUUGUACAUACCGAUUUCGGCGGCAGAUUUUAAGAACUUUUUAAAAGGAAAGUGUAGAUUGGAAGACGGUGUUUUUUUCCCCGUUUAAUAUACUGUAAUGUAAGUGAGACACAGGAUGAAGGAGGCCUGUUUGGGAAGGUGUCCGUGUGCUGUUGACUCAUACUGGAACAGGAGUUCACAAGUGCUUUCACUGAAGAAUUUGUUCAUAUACUGUGUAUUGAUUAUGUAAUAUAUCAUGAAUUGCUUCUGUAAAUACUUAAAACUGUAAUUUUUUAAUGGUGUGCUCCCCUUAUACUUUUUUGAUCAGAGAAUUUUGGAAAGUACCAAAGAAGCAGCGGAAUAGUUUGCCAGUAUUAUAUUUUCAUACUGUUUGUGCCCCCCCCCCCGGCCCCCACUUUCUCACUAAUCCCAGCAUUAACCCUGGGGGCGGCGAGACCACCACCUGGAGCAGGGUGUAUGGUGCGAUGCCAGCCCCCACCAUGGGCACGUCCCCCUUCCGGCCCCCCACUGCGGCCCGUGCCAGAUCCUGGCCCCUCGACAGUGUCAGCGUAGAGGAGGUACCGACGCGAGGACGCCUGAGCGAGCACUACACGUCAAGUCCAGGUUAAACUCCCGCCCCCUCCUCCCCUGCAGCCUGAAGAAUGGGGCUCUGACCUCAGUCAUGAGGCAAGUGCUCUGGCCUUCUAGAAAUUCGGGAGUGGGGAGGGUUGGCCUGUUAGGCAAUACACUGGACUUGAGGACUGCCUUGAGGAGGCGGAGCAUCCUUCACGGAGCGGAGCAUCCCUGGUUGCUCUGCUGUGGUCCCCACUGGAGUCCUCUUUUUUUUUUGAUAGCGGGAGGAAGUACGACUAAUGCAAGAGCCUGAAACUAUGGAAAUGCUGCUAAACUUUUAUAUUGACAAACACUUUCUCGGUACUUCAUUGUGAUUUUUCAUUAAUCAACCAUAUUAAAUUUAUAAUUAAAAAUGCCCCUCAAAA